AAAUACGGUGCUACCGUGGGUCACGUCGGGGUAAAAGAGCCUGAUAUAUAAAAAAAAAAAAUAGUGAGUCAAUAAAGGGAUGGAUGAAGACUUUAUACCUGAGUCGGAAUAUUUGCUGACAUUUGUGAGGAGAAUGAAAGCGGUGUUUGACGUUUGUGAUGAGGACUCAGACGGUUUUAUUCGCCCUGAACACUUGGUGCAGCUGGGGUCUCAGUUUGGGCAAAGAAAGCAGGUGAAGAGAUUGGCCAAAUGUCUGGACCCCGACUCUCAUGGGAGGAUCAACUUCAAAGACUUCUGCCGCGGUGUGCUCGCCAUGAAAGGUUGUGUUGGGAUCCUUAAGAAGAAAAGUGGGCCGCAGUUCAUCACAGGGCCAUAUGACACAGCUAAGAGUUGCUAUCAGAGUGUAGAGGAGGACCGGGUUUGUCCGGUCAUCAUGUGCACGCGGGCCUAUCCUGACCCCGUCCCUGAGUGCCAGCUGUUCCCGGGAGAGGUGGAGGAGCCUGAGGAGGAGGUGGCAGACGACGGCAGGGAGAGGGAAUCAGACAGAGACAGUGCUGUGGAAAGCACCCAAGGGUCAGACACCUCCGACGGGCUGAUCAGACCGGGCGACAAGGAAGACGCACUGGGAGAUCUCUUUUUCCUGGGGAGAAGUAAGUGUGGUCAUACUAGCAUCUCAGUGACCUCUGACCUAUCGACACGUUCCUCGGCUUCUCUGAACGAGGAGCAGUUUGAGGACUACGGGGAGGGGGACGAACCAGACUAUACUCUCAGUAGUCCCUGUCCAGACGACGAGACUCGUACCAACGGAUACUCUGACCUUGGCUCAUCUGUUCCGUCUAGUGCAGGCCAGACUCCUCGUAAGGUGCGUCAGCAUUACACCGGUGAACUGAUGGAUGUCUACUGUUCUCAGUGUAGCAAAAAGGUCAACCUGCUAAAUGACCUGGAGGCCCGCCUCAAAAACCUCAAGGCCAACAGCCCCAACAGGAAAAUCUCCAGCACUGCUUUCGGAAGACAGCUGCUCCACAACAGCAACUUGAGCAGCAGUAACGGCAGUACAGAGGACCUUUUCCGAGACAGCAUCGACUCCUGUGACAUCGACAUCAAUGAAAAGGUGAGUUUUCUGGAGAAGAAGGUGGCAGAACUGGAGAAUGAGAUUCUGACGAGCAGUGAACUCAAGUCCAGGCUGAAGCAGGACAACACACAACUAGUACACAGGGUUCAUGAGCUGGAGGAGCAGCUGAAAGACCAGGAGACACGAGCAGAACAAAAUCUGCAGGAAGGGCUAAGACGACAUCGAGAGGCCUACAGCAAGAUGGAGAGAGACAUGACCACACAGACAGAGCUGCUGACCAACCGAGUUAAGCAAUUGGAGGAUGAGAACAAUGAGAUGACUCUUAACAUGUGCCGACUGAAGUCACAGACAGAGAAACUGGAUGAGGAGAAGCAAAGAAUGACAGACAAGUUGGAGGACACCAGUCUGCGUCUGAAGGAUGAGAUGGACCUCUACAGGAAAAUGAUGGACAAACUGAGACAGAAUAGACUCCAGUUCCAAAAAGAGAAAGAAGCCAUGCAGGAGCUGAUAGAAGACCUGCGUCGAGAGCUGGAACAUUUGCAGCUGUUCAAGCUGGAGACAGAAAGGCCUGGCCGCAGCCGCACCUCCUCCUCCAGCCUGGCGGACUUCAACAGCAGGACCAGGGAGGUGGAGCUAGAGCAUGAGGUCAAGAGACUCAAACAGCGAUUUGUGUCCCAGGACUUUCUUCCCCCUGAAUUCCAGCACCUGGUGUUGUCUGGGGCUUGGCUCCGUCCUGGUCUGAUGGAGAACCAGAAGCUGAGGGAGCAGAACGAUGAGCUGAACGGUCAGAUCCUCAGCCUCAGCCUAUAUGAAGCAAAGAACCUGUUCGCCACGCAGACCAAGGCCCAGUCCCUGGCUGCAGAGAUAGAUAAUGCCUCCAGAGACCAGUUAAUGGAAGCCCUGAAGGAGCAGGAGGAAAUCAACUUGCGUCUGCGACAGUACAUGGACAAAAUCAUCCUGUCUAUCCUGGACCACAACCCCUCCAUCCUGGAGAUCAAAAACUAGCAGUGACUCAACUGGAAUGAGAAUCGUUCUUGAACUCGGAGAAUGAGGAUCAUUCCAGUUGUUUGAUCAGAACCUUAAAACCGAGUCGGGAGUCUGUACAGGAAAGCAGAGAGAGGCAGAGCCUGUCUUGGAAACGGGGACAUAUAAAUAGACAUGCAUCGCCCCCUGCUGUUUGUGGCAGGAAGAGAACUUCUCUUGCAGCGAAGGCUGAGUGUGAUCCUACACAGAACUAAAGAGCCAGUGAUUGCUGGCAGACUGUAGGUCAUACUACUGUGACUCUUCAUCUCGAUCUACCCUGUCUUGUUUUUAUUCUGUCUAUGCUGUGAACUCUAGUUACUGUUACAACUUUGAUCUCACAAGACAAAACUGGUGAUUUCUUCCCAGGAAUAUCCUGCGUUCAUCAUUCUUUAUGAGGAUCGACAAAGUCUCUUGAUGUACUACACUGGACAUAAUUUUGUCGGGCACAAAAACUGGAACAAUGUCAGAAACCUGACGUGGAUUCUACUGUAUCCUGAUGUAAUAUUAGCUGACAGUUUGGUACGCGGACAGGUUGGCAAGCAGACUGUAAACCUGAGUGAGACAGACAUGAAGGCAGGCCAGUUCACCGUUGCCCGAUCUGUAAACUGCCAGUCUCUUCUCCUCUUUCAUGUAGGUGUUCUCUGAAUGCAUGUGACAUACGUGGACAAGCAGGUGUUAAAAGAAGAGUGAGAUAGGAGGCAGAAGUGGUCAGUGAAAGAAAAGAAGAAGGUCUUAAUUAUAAGCUGAAAACAAACAACAACAGUGUUUUCUCUAAAGAGGUGGGGAGUCAGAUGACAAACCAUGGAUGCUAGCAAAGGAGAGUAUUGGUGAAGUCUGUGAGGGUUAAUUGAAGGUGAGGAUUAAUGUUUUUUGUUUAUUCUUGAGAACAUGUCUUCCAGGAACAUUGAAACAGCACUUGCAGUGUCAAUCAGUCCAAUAGUGAAUAUUUUUCACUGAGAAGUGGCCCUUAGGUUGGUUAAGAUGAGUCGCAGAUGAGUGUCACUUUACGGCGCAGAAGCUGCAACCAAGGAGUGUCUUUAAACUGUAACUUCUGUGGCUGCUAUUUGCUAGCAAAGCAUGAGCUGGAAAAGAUGCUCUGUUGCUAGCAAUAGAUCCAAUGAUGUUGCACAGAAAUGUAAUGAUAUGAAUGUACAGGAUGUACGGUGGAUUUCCAUCGGAGUGACUGGUAGCCAUUGUAACAUGGUUUUACUGAAUCAUCUCUCUAUGCUCAGUGAAAUCAGCUCAGAUACUGGAUGUGAGCGUCCAUCAAUUUUAGGUGCAAAAGACUGGAUUAGCAAUCUCAUUGAAGCCUACAGGUUGCAGAUUGUAGUUAAUGCCCCGAUGGCUCUCUGAAACUCUAAUACUGUAAAUAUCAUGAAUGUACAACUUGAUAUUUCACUCUCUGUGUGGCCAAAAAGGCCUUUCGAAUUCAAAUCUGUACUUGAUUAAGUUGUAACAUGUGUACAGUAUUCUGUACUGUAAUGAGGAGGUCAUUGUUUUAGAGGGGAAACAAUUGCAAUCUGCUGUGUUAUGUAAUUAUUCUAAACAUGAGUUUUGCUUCCUUGCACAAAAAAAACCUUUUUGUUUCUUUUUGCAUGGUUCACGUUUUCUUCUGUCUGUGCCUUUUUUGAGGACAUUUUUCAAGAUGACGUUGCUAUAGAUUUACACAGUUUUUGGAGGUACAUUCUAUGUCUAUGUCUCACAUAUUUUCUUGACUUGUAAAUGUUGUAAUUAAAUAGUGAUAAUUUGUAUUCAUGUGCCACUCACCACUCUUUUUCAGAUUGAUACUAUGAAAUCUAUUUUAUACAGUUUUAUCACAGAAGAACUUGUGAUUGCUUAGGUGUCCUAUUAGAAAAGCAGUAUAGCACAAUGCUUUGUAUGGUACGCAAACCAGGUUAGCAAUUUGGGAAUAUUUUGUCGGUGUAAAAUUUUUUUUUUAAUGCAGUGGGGGAUGUUUAGUUGCAUUUCUCAGCUCUUUGUUAGAAGGUCCACUUCUUUUAGGUUUGCUUUAAAAUGGCUUUUUAUAUGGUUGUAAACUGUCUUCCUAACGUAACCUAAAUGGUGAGCAUUAUGAGCUAUAUUGACUUAUUUACCAGUACAGUACCUGCUGACUUGUGUCCUGUUUUGCCUCACAAAUCUUUUCACUCUAUAGCUGCUUGUGCCAUCCUAUAUUUAAAAAAAAAAAAGAAGAAAAAAAAAAGAAAUCAACAGUACGUUGAGCUGUCACAAACACUUUUCUUGUAGCUCUUAAAAUUUUAAUUAUUAGGGCUAUCCAAUGCAAUGUAGUCACUAGAAAUGGCAAUAAAAAUGACUUUGGCUGUGAUGCUGUCUCAUGAAAUUUCAUAAUUUUUAACUGCUUUUUUUGUCCUCAUGCCCAUUUAUAUAAUAAACUAUAAUUUCUAAAACAUGAAA
Messenger RNA from Seriola aureovittata, 4507 nucleotides. RefSeq names its product RAB11 family interacting protein 4 (class II) b (gene rab11fip4b). Gene Ontology annotation, cellular component: endocytic vesicle; cleavage furrow; midbody. Lineage: Eukaryota; Metazoa; Chordata; Actinopteri; Carangiformes; Carangidae. The transcript is spliced from 16 exons. Gene Ontology annotation, biological process: regulation of cytokinesis; endocytic recycling. The record is from RefSeq and is a predicted model, not a curated record. The coding region runs from base 80 to 2077 and encodes 665 amino acids. Gene Ontology annotation, molecular function: calcium ion binding.